Rattus norvegicus (Norway rat) is the source of this 2667-nucleotide messenger RNA. The record is from RefSeq and is a predicted model, not a curated record. NCBI's taxonomy places the organism in Eukaryota, Metazoa, Chordata, Mammalia, Rodentia, Muridae.
AGGAAGGUGCCGCUCUCUCCCGCUGCUGGUCGUCUCGCCUCCUCCAUCCCAUCCUGCUUUGCGGCUCAGGGGCAAGAUGGCUGCUGAGAAGCAGAUCCCGGGUGGUGGUAGUGGUGGUGGUGGGAGCGGCGGCGGCGGCGGCGGCGGAGGGAGCGGAGGUGGACGCAGUGCCGGAGGAGACGAGAAUAAAGAAAACGAACGCCCUUCAGCCGGAUCGAAGGCAAACAAAGAGUUCGGGGAUAGCCUGAGUUUGGAGAUUCUGCAGGUUAUUAAGGAGUCGCAGCAGCAGCAUGGCCUACGGCACGGAGACUUCCAGCGGUACAGGGGCUACUGUUCUCGAAGACAAAGGCGCCUCCGGAAAACACUCAACUUUAAGAUGGGGAACAGACACAAAUUCACCGGGAAGAAAGUGACAGAGGAGCUCCUGACUGACAGCAGAUACCUGCUGCUGGUUCUGAUGGAUGCAGAAAGAGCCUGGAGCUACGCCAUGCAGCUCAAACAGGAAGCCAACACCGAGCCCCGAAAACGGUUUCACUUGCUGUCUCGCCUUCGAAAAGCCGUGAAGCACGCCGAGGAACUGGAGCGCUUGUGUGAGAGCAGCCGUGUGGAUGCUAAGACCAAGCUAGAGGCUCAGGCCUAUACAGCUUACCUCUCGGGGAUGCUGCGCUUUGAACACCAGGAGUGGAAAGCUGCCAUUGAGGCUUUCAACAGAUGCAAAACUAUCUAUGAGAAGCUAGCCAGCGCGUUCACAGAGGAGCAGGCUGUGCUGUACAACCAGCGCGUAGAGGAGAUCUCGCCCAACAUCCGCUACUGUGCAUAUAACAUUGGGGACCAGUCAGCCAUCAAUGAACUCAUGCAGAUGAGACUGAGGUCUGGGGGCACAGAGGGGCUCCUUGCUGAAAAACUUGAGGCCUUGAUCACUCAGACUCGAGCCAAGCAGGCAGCGACCAUGAGUGAGGUGGAGUGGAGGGGCAGGACGGUUCCCGUGAAGAUCGACAAAGUGAGGAUCUUCUUACUGGGACUGGCUGACAAUGAAGCCGCCAUUGUGCAGGCUGAAAGUGAAGAAACGAAGGAGCGUCUGUUCGAGUCGAUGCUCAGUGAGUGCCGAGACGCCCUCCAGGCCGUGAGGGAGGAGCUCAAGCCUGAUCAGAAACAGAGAGAUUACACCGUCGAUGGAGAGUCAGGGAAGGUAUCGAAUCUCCAGUACCUGCACAGCUACCUGACCUACAUCAAGCUGUCCACAGCGAUCAGGAGAAAUGAGAACAUGGCUAAAGGGCUGCACAGGGCUCUGCUGCAGCAGCAGCCGGAAGAUGACAGCAAGCGCUCUCCCCGGCCUCAGGACCUCAUCCGGCUCUACGACAUCAUUCUGCAGAAUCUGGUGGAAUUGCUGCAGCUUCCUGGCUUAGAAGAAGACAGAACCUUCCAGAAAGAGAUAGGCCUCAAGACCCUGGUGUUCAAAGCUUACAGGUGUUUCUUCAUCGCUCAGUCCUACGUGCUGGUGAAGAAGUGGAGCGAAGCCCUCGUCCUGUAUGACAGAGUUCUCAAAUAUGCAAGUGAAGUGAGUUCUCAUGGGGGAGCCUUCAAGAACAGCCUGAAGGUUUCUCUGUGUAUCCCUGGCUGUCCUAGAACUCUCCUGUGGACCAGGUUAGCCUUGAACCCACAAGAGAUCUGCCUGCUUCUGCCUCCUGCGUUGUUUUUUAAGUUUAAAAAAAAUAUGGUGAAACCCCAGUGGGACCAGUUACCCCGGCCUGCUGGUGAGUGUGUUCUUUGUUACUGCAGGACCUGCCUGAUGUGCAAGAGCUCAUCACUCAGGUGCGGUCAGAGAAGUGCUCGCUGCAGGCCGCAGCUAUCCUGGAUGCAAAUGAGUCCCAUCAAACUGACACGGCCUCCCAAGUCAAGGACAAUACGCCUCUCGUUGAACGGUUUGAGACCUUUUGCCUGGACCCUUCCCUUGUCACCAAGCAGGCCAGCCUCGUGCACUUCCCCCCCGGAUUCCAGCCCAUCCCCUGCAAGCCUCUGUUCUUUGACCUGGCCCUCAACCACGUGGCCUUCCCACCUCUUGAGGACAAAUUGGAGCAGAAGACCAAGAGCGGCCUCACAGGCUACAUCAAGGGCAUCUUUGGUUUCAGGAGCUAACCAGGCUCUUCCUCAGGGGCAGGGAGGUCCUGACUUGCUCUGCAUUAAAACAGACCCAGCAAGUUCCAUGGCAUUAAAUCCAGUUCUGCAUUGCCUGGGGCAGAGCUCAGUACCCUCGGCCCUGUGACCAUUCAUCUUGUGUGUUUGUGACUUACUUUGGUAGCCUGUCAUCUUCUGGGCCCAGAGUCAGGGUCUCUGUGUCCCCUGUGCCUCCUGGGGACUGCUGCUGUCCUGCCCUUGUAAGCCAUGGCUGGUCACUUUUGGUCAGUACGUGUUCGGGGUCCACACCAGGCCUGGGGGGCUUGGCAGUGUUUGUCAUGUGUCCUCAGUCCCAGGGAUUUGAAACGACUCCUUGCUGUGAGCGUCCAGAGUCUCCUGAACUUUGUCAGUGACUGAAACAUGAGCAGUGUCACCCAGAGCUGUGGUCAGCCUUACCCCUUCUCCGAGAACAAGCAGAGUGCUCUAUUUUUAACUAUGUUACACUCGUAAAUGACGAAACCAAAUCUUCUAUUAAAAGGCAAAGAUGAUGGA